This is a messenger RNA of Drosophila persimilis, 939 nucleotides long. RefSeq names its product flavin reductase (NADPH). The record is from RefSeq and is a predicted model, not a curated record. NCBI's taxonomy places the organism in Eukaryota, Metazoa, Arthropoda, Insecta, Diptera, Drosophilidae. Bases 147 to 761 code for a protein of 204 amino acids. The transcript is spliced from 2 exons.
CUCUGGGAACACGAAACUACUGGAAUUAUUUCUGAUUUGCUUUCUUGCUGGAUAACUAGCAUUUGCGCAGUUUUGAUAGUGAAUUGCAACAAGUGUGGACUUGGGAAAACGCGCAGAGUGCCAUUGGGAAGUACGGAGUCUGAAUUAUGCAACGCAUUGCAGUUAUUGGUGGCACCGGCAUGACCGGAGAGUGUGCCGUAGACCACGCCAUAGAGAAAGGUCUGACGGUGCGCCUACUUUAUCGUACAGAGGCCACUGUGCCCGAACGUUUCAAAUCCAAAGUUCAACUGGUGAAAGGCGAUGCCACCAAUUACGAUGAUGUAAAGCGCUUGAUUGACGGCGUGGAUGGCGUCUGUGUUGUUCUGGGCACCCGUAACAAACUGGAGGCCACCACCGAACUAUCACGUGGCACGGAGAACCUCAUUAAGGCAAUGAAGGAGGAAAAGCUCACCAAGUUCUCCAUUGUCAUGUCUUCGUUCUUGUGGCGUCCCCUUAACGAGGUGCCCGCUGUAUUUCACCGCCUGAACGAGGAACAUAAGCGCAUGCUGGAUUUGACAAAGGCCUCGGGAUUGGAUUGGAUUGCCAUUCUGCCACCGCACAUUGCCGACGAACCGGCCAGUGGGUAUACCGUGGUUUACGACGAGGCACCAGGACGUCUAGUUUCCAAAUACGAUCUAGGAAAGUUCAUUGUUGAUAGCCUGGACCAGCCGGAGCAUUAUGGAAAGGUUUGCGGCAUUGGCAAAAGCCCAAAAAGUGCCUAAAGCAAUCCAUCAUAAAUUAUCAAAAACAAAUCCGACUGCUGUGCAUAUAAAUGCGAAAUCAUUUCGGAUUUCUAGAAUAUUCAUAUUCAAGCCUGUUAAGUCAAACUAACCAUCUAUAUAAGUACAUACCUUUAUGUAAUGUGAGCGAACGCACAAUAAAACUUUCCAUUCUGAAUAA